Pseudovirgaria hyperparasitica is the source of this 690-nucleotide messenger RNA. RefSeq lists its product as uncharacterized. The transcript has a single exon. Lineage: Eukaryota; Fungi; Ascomycota; Dothideomycetes; Acrospermales; Acrospermaceae. The record is from RefSeq and is a predicted model, not a curated record. The coding region runs from base 70 to 306 and encodes 78 amino acids.
AGUCACCACACCGAUAGAGGCAUUCGUUACGAGCUUCGACGCGCUGUGCUACUACUACUGCUGCGCAAGAUGCUAUUCUUGGCCCGGUUUGCUGCCUGCUUGCUUGCCUAUGCCAACCAAUGCUACCUACCUGUCUGCAUAUCUGCAAACCCUGCACCUGGCAUAAUUAUCCCCACCACCACCACCAUUACCACCACCACACCCGCAAAGCCGCUCUCUGCCUCCUCCAAACCAACAAACCCAUCGUGCGAUCCAUUCCUGACCGGUCUGUGGUGUGCGCGAUCGAACGAGCCGCUCCGGGCCUGAUGAUCUAUGGGAAUUCCGAAUUGCUGUCGUCUAAUUAUUCUGCCGGUGUGCACACCCCUCCAACAACCUCCAAACACACACAUACGACGUGCACCUAUACCCACCCACCCACUUAUACCACCAUCUAUACGUGUAUGGCUAUACCCCGGCUGUUACGCGAGCAAACCAUGUGUGCUAAUAGUACGCACUGUACCCUCCAACUUGGCUAACUACAGCUGUGGCUGCAUCCGCCAUCCAGGCAACCCAUGCAUCCUAAACUGUUCCAUGCUGCAAUCCCGUCUUCUAUGCAGCUGCACUGUUCUUCUUCGCGUCUUCGCUGCUUGGGGGCCGUAUCUGUCUGUGUGUGUGUGUGUGUGUGUGUGUGUGCGUGUGUGUGUACAGGUG